CUCACCAUCCCCCCUCCCCGACCUCUCGUGCCCUGCGGACAGCAUAUGCGCGAGGCUGCGGAGCGGCGGCAGCAGCUCGAGUUGGAGCAUGAGCAGGCCUUGGCUGUACUCAAUGCAAAGCAGCAGGAGAUUGACCUGCUUCAGAAGGCUCAGGUUGAGGCUAAAAAGGAACAUGAGGGCGCUGUCCAUCUGUUAGAGAACCACUUGGACAGCAUGCAGGCCAAAGUGCGCGAGCUGGAGGAGAAAUGUCGGAAUCAGAGCGAGCAGUUCAACCUGCUGUCCAAAGAGUUGGAGAAGUUUCGCUUGCAGGCCGGGUUCGACAUCCUCAGCACUGAACCUUUGACAGUGUGUGAGUCACCUGCUUCUCCCAACAAAUCUCUUUCCCAGCUCCUCAAUGGAUUGGCAACCCCCGUAGGCAAAGGCAGCGAGUCACCGACGAGCAGGUCUUUGAUAUCGGAGUUCAUCCGUCCACUGCAGAGCGCCAGCGACAAAGCGGAGCUUCUCUCGGUCAAGCCGACGUUCCUGCAUCGCAGUCGAGGCGGCACCGGCGCGGCACGCACGCUACUCUCGGAGAUGGACAAAGAGCUCGGUUCAACCACCAGGUCUAAACCAAGGUUUACAGGGAAGGUCCGUCUGUGUAUAGCUCGCUACAGUUACAAUCCUUACGAUGGGCCAAAUGAACAUCCAGAAGCUGAGCUCGCCCUGGUGGCAGGAAAGUACCUCUACGUUUACGGAACGAUGGACGAGGAUGGCUUUUAUGAAGGAGAGCUGCUAGAUGGCCAACGGGGACUCGUCCCCUCCAAUUUUGUGGAUUUUAUACAGGAGGAGACAUCCUCCGUUCAACGCAGGGACUCGCUAGCUAAAGAACCUGGCAACCUCAACCACAGUAGCCUGGGACCUCAGAGACCGGGGGUCAGCAGGGGGAUCGGGACGGGUUUCGGCAGCCUGCUGUCUGACGACAAACAAGGCUGUCCUAACAGCAGCAGCAGCAGUCUGGGCGCGGACCUCCUGGGCUCCUCCAGCAACGGGACAGGAACCUUAGAUGUCAGUAUUGACGAGGUCGGUGAAAACGUUGUGCCUUACCCUCGCCGCAUUAACCUGAUUAAACAACUGGCCAAGAGUAUCAUCAUUGGCUGGGACCCCCCUGUGGUUCCUCCUGGCUGGGGCUCCAUCAGUGGCUACAACGUCUCGGUGGAUAAGGAGUUACGGAUGAGCGUCCCCUACGGGGGCAGGACUAAGGCCCUUAUCGAGAAACUCAACCUGGCGACCAACACUUACCGGAUCUCGGUGCAGAGCGUCACCGAGCGCGGCUUGUCAGACGAGCUGCGGUGCACGCUGCUGGUGGGCAAAGACGUGGUGGUGGCACCUUACUACUUGCGGGUGGACAACAUCACGCAGGGCUCAGCGGAGCUCUCGUGGAUGCCCAGCAACAGCAACUACAGUCACAGCCUCUUCCUUAACGGCGCCGAGUACGACGUGAUCAAGGCCGGGGGGUAUCAAUAUCAGUUCUUCAACCUGAAGCCCAUGACGGUUUACAAAGUGAAGGUUGUGGCACAGACGCACCAGGUGCCUUGGCAGCUUCCGACGGAGCAGAGGGACAAGAGGGAAAUCUCUGUGGAAUUCUGCACUCAACCUGCAGGUCCCCCACUCCCUCCACAGGAGGUUCAGGUCCAGUGUGGGCAGACACCCGGGGUCCUGCAGGUUAGAUGGAAGCCCCCACCGCUGACUACGGCUGGCACUUCCAACGGUGCCAGCGUAAUCGGCUACGCUGUGUGCACAAAGGGACAAAAGAUUGCCGAGGUCUUGUACCCCACCGCCGACUACGUGACGGUGGAGUUAAACAGAAUCCAAUGCCUGGAGGCCAGGGAGGUCAUUGUAAGGACAUUAUCGACACAAGGAGAGUCCCAGGAUUCCCCCGUGGCCAUCAUCCCGCAUAAUCUCUUGGGCUCGCCGCGCCUCGCUCACCGAACUACUGGGCCGCCCCCGCCGCCGCCGCACUCUGUGCCGCAGCCGGCGUCCUGCCCCGCUCUCUCCCAAACCCGUCCUCCGUAUCCAUCCACGUACCCGCUGAUCCACCCCCAACCGCAGGUGCGGCAUCCUCUGCCUCCAGCCCAGCCCCACACGUUGCCCUGCACGCAGACGCGCCCGCAGCCCAUCUGUCACCCUCCGCCCCACGCCAGUCCUCAGUUCCAGCGCCAGCCCGCGCCCAAGUCACAUCCGCUCAUAAGUGCCACAGAGCCAGAAACCAAAGAGCGCGAGGCGGGCGUGCGGCCCGGACCGCCCUGGGAACCCUCCCACUCGCCCCUGCCUCCAGCACACGGCGCCGACCUGGAGCCGCCGCCCUUCCAAAGCCGCCGAUCGCCCUCGCCUCAGAGGAUCCUGCCGCAGCCUCAGGGAGUCCCCAUCCCCAACACCGUCGCCAAGGCCAUGGCCAGGGAAGCUGCCCAGAGAGUCUUUGCUCAAGGCAACAGGGUGGAGAAGAGGAACAUCUUCAGCGAGCGAGGCGACGCCUUGCACCCGCUAAACUCCGACGACGAGGAGGACGGCUACGACUCUCCUCACGCAAGAAGGAGAGGCGCCUCCGUGGAUGAAUUUCUUCGAGGCUCCGAACUGGGCAGACAGUACCACCAUCAUCACCAUCACCAUCACCCGCACCAUCAGCACUACAGCCACAGUGAGGAGUACUACACGGAGAGCAGCCGUGGCUCGGACUUGUCCGACAUCAUGGAGGAGGACGAGGAAGACCUCUACUCCGAGAUGCAAUUGGAAGAGGGCCGGCGGAGGAGCAUCAACUCUCACAACUCUCUCAAGCUCGUUGGAAACUCGCCAUCUCACGGGAACGCCGAGCGCCUGGACCACGCGGGGCGGAGGCCGGUCCACGUCGGCAGCCCCCCUCAGCGACGGCCCAUCCCGUCCAUCGAGAUCACCAUGGACAGUAACAGUGAGGGGAGUGAGGGGAACCUCUCACCCGUCAAGGAGGAUGUUUACUAUGGCAGUGUAGCUCGCCGAAGGAUAUGGCCAUCUGUGUCCUCAGACGAUCCAUAUGACAGCUACGGCGGGCGUAGGCAGGGGCGGGGCCGCCCCUCGCCGGACUACUUUGAGCGAUCGGAAGCGGACGGGCUGACCCGCGUCUUUGUGGCCCUGUUCGACUACGACCCGCUGUCCAUGUCUCCCAACCCCGACGCCGUCGACGAGGAGCUUCCGUUCAAGGAGGGCCAGGUCAUCAAGGUGUUUGGAAAAAAAGACACGGACGGCUUCUACAGGGCAGAAAUCCGAGAGCGAGUGGGCUUGAUCCCCUGCAACAUGGUGUCUGAAAUCCAAACGGAGGACGGUAACAUGAUGGGCCAGCUCCUCAAACAAGGCUUUCUGCCGCUCAACACUCCCGUGGACAAGUUGGUAAACUGUGAUCGAUUCAAAGAUGGACGUGCAAUCAACCGCAGGUCCAGGAAGUCCAAGCGAGAGCGGAACAGACGGAGCGGCCGUCAGCACCCGAUGUCAACCCGCAGAAUGGUGGCGCUGUAUGACUACGACCCCAGGGAGAGCUCCCCAAACAUCGACAUGGAGGCUGAACUGACUUUCUGUGCCGGGGAUGUCAUCACGGUUUUUGGGGAAAUAGAUGAAGAUGGAUUUUAUUAUGGGGAGCUCAACGGGCACAACGGACUCGUUCCUUCCAACUUUCUCGAAGAAGUGCCUGACGAUGUGGAGGUUUUUCUCACGGACUCACCAUCUCGAUACCCCCAGGACACGCCCGCACGGCUGAAGACUAAAAGGGUUCCGUGGGACAAAUGGGAUCCGCCCAGAAGAGCAGGCUCUCCCACAGUGCAUCCACACAUCCUGCAGUCCCAUCAGGGCCCCACUGGACACGCACGGCUCCAAAAUGACAAAAGGACCGCAGUCCCGAGGGAAGAAACUGUUGCUUGGCGCUCUUAACAGACAACUUGACCCGUUUGUGACUCUCAGUGGACAGGUGGCAUUUCUUCCCUGACAGAAUCUUGUUUCACACUAGCAAAGCCUUGACAAGUUCCUCGUGGAAACUGAGAGUAUGUUGUGCUUUAACACGGUUUGCUCAGUUUGCUGUGGAUUAGGCCCGGUACACACACAAAGACACUUGGCCUGUUUUUGUCCCGAGUUUGCCUCUUCCCGAACAAGCAAGUCAAACCAAUCUUAGAAGUGGAUCUUAUCAGGCUGACUUUUGGUCUCAUGUGUGUUAAUUGGUAGUGGAUUUGUCACAGUUUUAGGUUCAGAAAGAAGUCGGGGCUGAAAUCUUACAAAAUGAAGGUUUUCAAUACUCUGCAUUGCAUGUGGGGGGCCACUGACCUCUCCUGAGUCAUGACGCUGAGAAGUGUGACAAUGGACAGGGAGUAGCUAACAGGCAUCCUGACAAAACAAAAUGAAAUUUUCUUGUUCCAUUCAUUGUAAUUGCAAAAACACAUUUUUUAGGUUUGGAACAGAUUAUUUCUUUUUCCAUUCAUUGUAAUAGGAAACAUUGAUUACGUUUUUGAACAAAUCACUACUCAAAAAACAAUUUCUUUUAGGUUUGGAAGGGAUUAUUUCUUUUUCCAUUCGUUUUAAUGUGGAAACAUUGAUUUAUUUUUCAAACAAAUCACUUCUCGAAAAACUAAUUUUUUUAGGCUUGGAACAGAUCAUUUCUUUUUCUAUUCAUUGUAAUGGGAAACAUUGAUUCCGUUUUCGAACAAAUCACUACUCAAAAAACAAUUUCUUUUAGGUUUGGAACAGAUUAUUUCUUUUUCCAUUCAUUUUAAUGUGGAAACAUUGAUUUAUGUUUCGAACAAAUCACUUCUCGAAAAACUAAUUUUUUUAGGCUUGGAACAGAUCAUUUCUUUUUCUAUUCAUUGUAAUGGGAAACAUUGAUUCUGUUUUCGAACAAAUCACUACUCAAAAAACAAUUUCUUUUAGGUUUGGAACAGAUUAUUUCUUUUUCCAUUCAUUUUAAUGUGGAAACAUUGAUUCAGUUUUCGAACAAAUUCUCGAAAAACAAAUUUCUUUAGGCUUGGAACGGAUUAUUUCUUUUUCUAUUCAUUGUAAUGGGAAACAUUUAUUCCGUUUUUGAACAAAUUACUUCUCGAAAAAACUCAUUUUUUAGGCUUGAAAUGGAUUAUUUCUUGUGCUAUUCGUUUUAAUGGGAAACAUUGAUUCGGUUUUCGAACAAAUUCUCGAAAAACACAUUUUUUAGGCUUGGAACGGAUUAUUUCUUUUUCCAUUCAUUGCUCGGUUGCCUUGACUCACAUAUGAACUUAAUUGACAUGCCAUUCCUUUUUAAAAACUGGGCGGUCCCCCAGCCUAACUGAAGUGCCCUGCCCAGUCCCAAAGGGGAGGGGCAAGGGUACUGGACCACUACCACUCCCCAACACCGCCACCCCCAGAGAGCAGGACCUAGCUCCUAUCUGGAAAGGUCAGAACCCGCCAAAAGCGAGUCCACGUUGGGCAACUGCCGCAAACUCGACCCGAUAGACCAGUUUUGGGAAGAAUUCGAGUGGAGACUGAGAGCCAGAUCCAGAAACACGUCAUAUUGAUCAGCAAUGGGAUUCGACUUCCGGUAGGUUCUUUUGUGAGUUAAGGCAAGCGAGCUCGUACCUGGGGUAAAAAAAAGCGUAUUUUCGUUGCGUUAGAAGAUUUCUUCUUCGUUUAUUUUACUUCAGGUGGGAUUUCGAGAUCAGCGGUGGGGCAGAAACUUGCGUCGUUGAAAUUGUUGCCGCACAGCACACAAUGCACAAUGCAAGUAAAACUGUGAGCUGCGAGAUUUUUUUGAAUGUUCAUGUGUGGGGGGUUUUGUCGCCCGAUCAAUAAUCUUAUCAACGUGAAAAGUCCUUCUGUGUGUACCAGGUCUUAAUCAGCAGUUAUCAAGCGGACCACAAGGGACGGUCCAAGCAACAGAGGGUCUCGGUAGCCGCUUCCGCCCGACAUCUCCGCACACAGAACUUGCCUUAAUUGAUCGGUUAGUUUUGCUUUGUCAAGCGACGUCGGCACUUUUCAUCCGUUGUCCGAGAUCCUGUCACUGUCCCAUUUCCUGAAAAAUCACAUCUUGCAUGUAACCCUCCGAGAGUCUUUCGGAUGAUGACUUCAAAAUGCUAUUUUUUUAUUUUAUU
Syngnathoides biaculeatus (alligator pipefish) is the source of this 6107-nucleotide messenger RNA. Its product is annotated as RIMS-binding protein 2-like. The record is from RefSeq and is a predicted model, not a curated record. Gene Ontology annotation, biological process: neuromuscular synaptic transmission. NCBI's taxonomy places the organism in Eukaryota, Metazoa, Chordata, Actinopteri, Syngnathiformes, Syngnathidae. The transcript is spliced from 21 exons. The coding region runs from base 46 to 3930 and encodes 1294 amino acids. Gene Ontology annotation, molecular function: protein binding.